CAAAAAGCCAUCACAAAUCACGUAUCGGACGUUGACGACACUUCAAUACGAUCAUUAAGCUCAGAAGAUGUGUCUCAAGUAGUACCGAGAGGUUAUUGCUGUGCAAAAUCCAUUAAUCCAGCGGACGGAAGAGGCAGGAAACUGCACCUUUUGCAAAUGCUGGUACUACCUUUUAUACCGAUUCUAGCUUUGAUUGUGCAAACAUCUUUGAUGCUCAGGAACAUUAUGAUUUUGAAGCACGACAGCAUUGAAAUCGAGAAUCAGGUUACAGCAGCUACAGAAUUAGGUAAAGUAGUAACCAGAAUGCAACUGGAACGAUCAGAAGUAGCUUUCUAUUUAUACACUGGUGGAAAUAAAGAAUUCAGGACAGACAAUCGUACAGAUCUAAAAGCGAGAUUCAAUUUGACCAACGAGGCUUUGGGAAAUAUGAGUUUUUGGCCCCCGCUAGCUUUGCAAUUAGAUGGUAGUCGUACUGUGUACUUGGACAAAGCCACCUUUAUCAGUAAUCUUACCAAGUUUAGGAAAACUGUUGAAGAAUCGGAAGAGACUACUAUAACAGAUGUGCUGACUUGGUAUACUUCGGUUAAUGCUGCCAUGCUGGAACAUUUGACUCAGCAGAUUAAGGAGACUGAUACUAGUGGGGUGUGGAGCAUUGAAAGUACUGGAAUAGCCAGCGUCUACGGUGUCAAUUACUUUGGCAAAGGAAGUCUAGAAAAAAAGAACCACAUAAGUUACAUCCAACACGAUUCCAUUGCCAAAGACCUACUCAACACCUCAUUAAACUAUGUUGCCAAAUUGAAGCAAGAAUAUAGAAACUUGUCGUUAACUAUGGAUAAUUAUGGAAACAUUAAACAAAAGAAUGACGUUAUUAUUAAAAACGAAAAAAGGGCCCCCAAUUAUCCUGAGGCAUUAAAUUAUUUUGUUUCAAUUGCCCUUUACACUGAUGAAUUAAGGAAACUUCAAAGAUCUUUGAGAGUGACUAUUGGAGAAUAUGUGAGUGAAAAUUUACAAGAUGCAGCUAAUCAAGAAGCAUUAGGAAUUACAAUUUUAGUUGUAGUGCUGGCAGUAUCGCCUGUUAUCAUUUGGCUAGUGCAUAAUGCUGUUGCUACAAUACAACUUUAUGCAGCAAACUUAUCUAAAAAGGCCAACGAAUUGAAACGAGAAAAGAAAAAGAGUGACUUACUUUUGUUUCAAAUGCUACCUCCUAGUGUUGCCACACAACUUAAACAAACACGACAAGUGGUAACAUUUCUAAACAAAAUCUACAAACAAUUUGAUGCAAGAAUCGAGUGCUACGACGUUUAUAAAGUGGAAACUAUUGGGGAUUCUUAUAUGGUAGCGUCAGGACUUCCAGUCAAAAAUGGUAAUAAGCAUGUGUCUGAAAUAGCCAGUAUGGCUUUGGACCUUUUGGCCGGCUCGAAACAUUUCAAAAUUCCUCAUAGGAAAUCGGAAAAGCUACAAAUAAGGUAA
Molecule: messenger RNA, 1470 nt
Organism: Ceutorhynchus assimilis (cabbage seed weevil)
Lineage: Eukaryota; Metazoa; Arthropoda; Insecta; Coleoptera; Curculionidae
Source: the annotation of a GenBank genome assembly